UAUAAGACUGGUGCGGCCGACCGGGUGGGCUUCCCUGCUAGAACAACCUCCCCCCACCGAACGCACUUGUACUUUUCCCCUUCCCUCUCUAUAUUCCUAAAAAGCAUACAACAUUUUUUUCUCCCCUUCAAGCCAUGGUAUCAUCCCCAGUCAAGAGCCCGUCGCCCCCAUCCACCACAGCGCCGCUGCCAGGCAACCCGCAGCAAUGGACAGUGGAUGAUGUGUGCCGGUGGGCGCAGACGCUGCCUCUGAUAGCCGACAUAUCGGCGGUGUUCAAGGAGCACGCAGUGGACGGCCAUGUGCUGGUCAACUACGUUACCAACACGGUGCUGGCAGACGAGCUGGGCGUGUCGGCAUUUGGCACACGCGUGCACAUCCUGGAAGCCAUCGAGACAUUGCGGUGGAACUCUGGGCUGUGUGCCAAGCAGGGCAAGGCGGACUCGCGCAGCGUCUCGCACACGCCGGAAACCGAGGGCUCGGCGAAGGAGCACUCCGACGGCGAGUCGCCAAAGCCGGCGUCGAAGCGGUCGGCGUCGCGGAUUGCCGAUGCCGAGAAGAAGCGGCAGAAGCGGGCGGAGCUGAAGAAGAACCCGGUGCUCUAUGCCGAGUACCUGCAGAAGGAGAGGGAGCGCAAUGCCAGACGAAGGGCCAGGCUGAGGGCCGAGCGCGGCAGGUCCGAUGGCUCGCAGGAUGCGGGCAGGCCGGCGUAUGUGCCGUAUGCGGCCCAGGAGCAUAAGCGCGCGGCCUCCACGUCGUCGUCGCUGUCGCUGUCGCCGUCGCUGCCGUCGCACUCGCCGAGUCUGGCGGCUGCGUACAUCCAGCCGCUGCAGCCGCCCGUCCAUAAUCUGCGCCAGGGGCCUGAGCCCGAGGCAGAGCCCGGCCACCAGCAGACAGCCCAGGUCUAGCCCUUUGCCUUUCCUGAUUGACUUUCUCUUCUGCUUCGCCUGCAGCUGCACUUUUCCCACUUGUAAAUAAAUUCCCUUUCUGCUCCGGAA
Linderina pennispora is the source of this 995-nucleotide messenger RNA. RefSeq lists its product as uncharacterized. The coding region runs from base 135 to 905 and encodes 256 amino acids. NCBI's taxonomy places the organism in Eukaryota, Fungi, Kickxellomycota, Kickxellomycetes, Kickxellales, Kickxellaceae. The transcript has a single exon. Gene Ontology annotation, molecular function: protein binding. The record is from RefSeq and is a predicted model, not a curated record.